CUCCCACCCUCCCUCUGUCCUGUAGAGAAGGCUGAUCCUUGCUCUCCAGAUGCCAAGAUUUCCCUCAGGUGACCCCUCCAUAGGGCCUCCCUACAGUGCUGUUUGUCUUCUCAUCUCCCUGGAGGAGAGCAGGGCGGUGGGGCUGCCCCUGCUGCUGCUGCUGCUGCUGGCAUCUUUGCAGGCUGGUAGCUUGCCAGGAUCCAAUCCAAAGACUGGCUAUGGGGUCGACCAACCAGAGCACCUCUCAGCCCCCCAGGGUGGCUCCAUCCACAUCCCCUUCUCCUUCAAUCACCACUGGGAGUUAACCAAGGUUCACAACUUGAGUAUAUCCUGGAGACGGAAGCACUUCCAUGGGGAGUUCAUCUACAACAUGACCCCUCGUUUCAUCCAUAAGGAUUACAAGAACCGGCUCUUCCUGAACUGGACGGAGGGUUCAAAGACCGGCUCCCUCCAGAUCUCGAACCUGCGGAGGGAGGACGAGAGUAUCUACUUCUGCCGGGUCCAGUUGAACACACUGAUUGGCCGCAGGGAGGUGUGGCAGUCCAUCCUGGGGACCAACCUCACGAUCACCCGCGCUGUCAAGACAACCACCCUGGGCCCUACCACCACUGCUGCCACCACCACUGCCACCACGACCACAGUUGACUGCAGGGACUCAGGGGGCAAGAGGAACUCAGAGUCUCAGUCCCCGAGUCUGGAACCUGUGGUUGGGGUGGCACUGGCCAGUGCUGUGCUGAAAAUCACAAUUUUGGGACUGAUGGUCUACCUCAGGUGGAAGAGAAGGAAAGGUCUGCGGACUAAAGCCAGAACCCCAGCCAGGGGAUCCUUCCAGAACACUGAGGAGAAGUACGAGAAUAUUGGGAAUACAGACACUUGCCUCUUCAGGAAUGUGACAAAGCUCUCCUUCGGAUUCUUUCUCUGAUCCACAGCCAGAUGGCAGCCAAGAGAGGCAGCAGCUUGGCCCUAUCCCUGUGGCGCCUGUGCAGCUCUGAGUUCCUGGUCCCAAAAUUCUCUGGCUUCUAUCACUGAGAUGUGUAGUGCUCACUGUCCUGCUCUGGCCACUCCUCCUCCACUGUUGACAGCAUCCUGGGCUGCCUGACUGACUGCUCAUCCACAUGGUGGGGGACUCCACACUUCGGCAGUGGUGGGAGUAUCUGAAGGAGGGUGCAGGCGUGUCUGGAAGGCAGCAGGCAGUCCAGCCAAACUGGAGCGGAGAGUCUGCCUUGAGGAGGACUGGGUGAGAAAGUUUGGGUUAUUCUGCAGGCCUUGUGGAGCCAUUGAACAUUGCGAGUAGAGGAAUCUAAUCAUAUGGGUCAAGUUUUCUUAAGAGCUUUCACAAAAAGAAGCUUGAAAGAAACUUCUAAGAGGACAAUCACUCUGAGCCCAGUCUCCUAAUAUCUUAAGCACUGCUUUCCCUGUCAUCAACCCUUCUCCACACCGGCCUCACUGCCUCCCUGUAAUGGAUCAUUUCCACCAGUGUUUGCAUCCAUUCAGGACUAUUCUUGUUGUAACUGAAGACACAGUUAAAGCAGCUCCGGGAGGAAACGAGUUAAUUGGCCCAAGUGGCUAAAGAGUUAAGGAGUGGAUCUGGCUUUCAGCAAAGACUGAAGCUGGUCAUCAGGUCUCUUUCUCUUAACUGCUCACUUCUGCCCCCUUCUGUUUAGCUUCAUUCCUGGUCUGCAUUUGGUGGCCCAGCAGCAAUGGGCUCUUCCAAGAAGGUGGCAAGAUGACCCAUCCUCCCAUGUCUGUCUUGCAGGAAAGAGCUUGACUUUCUUCCACUAGCUCCAGCAAAGACCCUCGGAUUAUCAAGACUGGACUAGUUUAAGUGACCCAUCCAUCCUGAGGACAAUCAGUGGGGCCAAAGCAAUGUGUUGCUCUGGAUGACGAGGCCUGAGUAAUGGGCAGAAUAUCCAUGUUCUGGAAAGUAGGUCAAAACUGGAAUUUUUGUUUGUACAGGUUGAGUGCAUAGCUCUAAAUAACCAGCCCCCUCCUCUGUCAUCCUCCCCAUAGCCCUGAAGCUGGUGGAUCUACAUGCCAGAUAUCAGAUGGGUCCCCUGAUGGCCGUGGAGAUCACUCGGGGCAUAGUGCUACACUGGCGAGCCCACAGCUGGCCCCUGUGCUGCCUCUGCACACCAGGGGCCUCUCUGCGCUCCAUGGUCUGGGAGCCUGGUGACCAAGCUGGGGGCCCCUGCAUGUGGUGGUGCUGGACCUGGGUGCCCACUUCACCACCUUCCCCACACCCAUCUUUGUGCAACAAAUGGCAGGGACUCAGGUUGCUGCAGCUGCACUGCUGGCCCAGGAACCCCGUACUCUUGUGAUCAUCAAACUGGCCAACACUGGCUACCAGUCUGUUUAUAGCAGUGACUAGUUCACCUGCCAAAUGAAUUGGCUCCUCUGAGGUGCCUUUUCUGACCUCCAUGUGGACUUUGUGGAUACCUGGGAAAUGACCUCCAGGCUGGCCCUGCCAGACAGCAUCCACUCAAGGCCACUCAUCAUCCACAAUGAGGUGGACUUCCUCCUGUCCUUCAUCUGCACCCCCUGAGUGCUUCUGCAGGUACUGGGCUGGGUGGGUGGAGAGCUGGGGCAAUGAUCAAGCCUGGAAGCCCUUCCCCUCAGCUGACUGUACCUCUCCUCUUACCUCCAUCUAAUGCACAGGCAAAAAAUCAACCAGCAAGAAUUGGGAUGUGGGUGGUGGCAGGAGAGGGAAGCCUGGCAAUGGUCCAAUGCAUCUUAAAAGGUUUAGUUCCAUGUGGAAAAGCAGUGCUGAGGGGACCAGAGGGUGGGAACAGAGUCAGCAACAUCUAUCACAUCAGUACAUAUGAGGACUGUGAUAUUCUGUGCCGGAGUCUCCAUUGAGAGAGUUAACCAGCUUUGCAAAUAUAUAAGAGAUGGAUUCCAUUCCAGUUGAUCAGAGCCACCUUGGUGGAAAGCCUGCCUAUAUAUAUAAAGAUUUUUAUGGAAUUAUUUGUAAAAUAAAAUAUUUCU
This is a messenger RNA of Equus quagga, 2985 nucleotides long. RefSeq names its product paired immunoglobulin-like type 2 receptor alpha. Bases 50 to 922 code for a protein of 290 amino acids. The transcript is spliced from 7 exons. Lineage: Eukaryota; Metazoa; Chordata; Mammalia; Perissodactyla; Equidae. The record is from RefSeq and is a predicted model, not a curated record. Gene Ontology annotation, molecular function: MHC class I protein binding.